This is a messenger RNA of Anolis sagrei ordinatus, 2710 nucleotides long. RefSeq lists its product as uncharacterized. NCBI's taxonomy places the organism in Eukaryota, Metazoa, Chordata, Lepidosauria, Squamata, Anolidae. The record is from RefSeq and is a predicted model, not a curated record.
GCUCUUCGGGGCGCGGGGUGGGCGGGUACUUCCGGUCCUAAUCCUCCGAGGAGCCUCAGAAGCAGUAGCAUCAUCAUGCGGGAAGGCUUGCUGGGCCGGGCCGGAGCCGUGACUAGGCCAUCCGGAUACGCCUCGGGCACAAUGGAUGCAGUGGCAGGAAUCGAAGUUGGAGCUGAAAUUGAAGUGACCGAAGAUGGAAUGCUGGAGGAGUUGCCUUUACAUUUGGAAAAUGCCAAAAAUUACCUUUCCUGGGAAUCUUUGGAUGUCUCCAGCAGUGACGAUGAUGGAGAGGCCUAUUUCAGCUUUUGCUUGCCUGUCAGACGUCCAUCCCGGCCUAUACAGCGGCCACCAGUCCGGCGCCAGCAAGUUCCGCGUGUGCCACCCCAGCGGCCACCAGCCCCUUCCUCUGCUGUGAAGCCACUAGAUUAUGAGAACUGGUUGCCUCCCUUGUACCCCUGUCCAUUGGUCCCAGAUAUUCCUUCUCCCCCAGUGCUUGGCGCUUACCAGUGCCAGAAGUGCCUGCAGGUGUUCAUGGAAGAGUGGCACUAUCUCCAGCACUUCCAAGAUCACAUUCAGGAAGAGAUGCAGCAACAGCAGGCAGUUCUACAACAGCAGGCAAUUCAGCAGCAGCAGGCAAUUCAGCAGCAGCAACAACAACAGCAGCAGCAACAACAGGCAGUGCUGCAGCAGCAGCAACAACUCCAAACUCGGCCUCACUCUCCACCACGGAAACUGCGCUGCCUGGAGUGUGGCAAGCGGUUCCUGCACCCCGAGCACUUUGCUCGCCACACCAAGUGGCACAUGAAACUGGCGCGCAAGGGCAUUAAAGUCUGCCACAGGAAAGGAAGCCGGCGCUCCUCCCAGAUUUCCUAUGUUUACAAGCCCCUUAGUGAAAACCCAUCUGUUGCAGGGAGGGAUACUUCUGGCCUUCUAGUUUCCCAAGAGAGUCAGAAGCAGCCAAAGGGUGUCUUGAAGGCCAACAAGCGAAAGGCCCUCAAGCACCAUAAAAAGUUGGUUCCCGAGGCUUCGCAGGCAGAGGGCCAGCUCGGAUCUACCUUCCCAGAAAAUUCCGUCGCCAUCCUGGAUGGAGAAGGAGGUGUCAAUCUCCUGCAGCCAUGGCAGAAGCAGGAUGCCAUCUUAGAAGGUCAGGUGGCGGGGACGGUCUACCAGUCAGCAGUCCUGAAUGCUGAAAAUCAGAUCAUCAUCUUGGAUGAUGCUGGGGCAGAAGCUGUGGCUGUUGCACCAGAUCAUCGCUACACUGAGUUACAGGCUGCUGUCUUUGAAAGCCAAGGGAACGUCAGUGAGGUGAGGCCCCUCUUCCUCCAGGCUGAAGAGCAAACGACUCUUCUGGACAGCCAAGCAGGCUUGAAUUCCCUGCAGUUAGGCAGCAUCAAGGACCAGGCAGUCAUUGGAGCUGACUGGGGAGGCCAGAAUCCUUGUACCCUUUUUAGGACUGUGCUCCUACAGGCUGAGGAGCAGGCAGCCACGGUGGACAGCCAAAUGGAGCCCAGUCCCCUCCAACAGGUGAUCAUCAAGACCUCAGAGGGGUCACCGACUUUUUACUUGGACUCAGACCCUCACCUGUCUUCUCUGGACCCAGGGACGGUCCAUUUUGUCCCUGUGGAUCAAGAGUCUCAGUUUGUAACUGUUCCAUAUGGAAACACACUGACCUUGGAGCCAACAGAUGAAGCAGAGAAGACUUGGGAGUCCCAAACAACAACCUUUCAGCUGCCAGGUGACCUUCAAAACUUGCAGCAGCAAAACAAACAUCUUUCUCCGGCUGUGACCACUGACCAGUCAACCAAAGGUCCAAUGAUUGUCCCUUUGGCGCCUGGUUCUUCUGGGGACCACCCUGAGGUCUUAGACCUGGAGUACGAUACAGGAGGUGGCAUUCCGGUCGCCUCCGAGCCUUGGGAGGCUCCUGUGCGAACUGGGCAGGAAGGUUACCCAACUGAGGAGGUGGAGGAGAACAAUGUGGUUGUCGUGGAGAUAGAAGAGCAGCGCAGCCAAGGAUCUGUAGUGAGCCGCCCACGCAAACGCUCCCGCAAGCGGGCCUUCCUUAGAACUAGAAAAUCCAUAGUUAAAAAGCACCUUGGGUGCUUUAAGUGUCCCGACUGUAGUGUUCGCUUCAACCGGGUAUCUCAACUCCGCACUCAUCGGAAAGGGCCAAAGCGCCGAGGACGGAGCUACCUGUGUGAAUGCGGGGCUUCGUUCCGCGGCCUGCUGCACCUCCUGCGUCACCAGCUCCAGCACCUGGCAGAAGCUCUCUUUAUUUGCUCAACCUGCGGGAAGUCCCUCCAAGGCCACCAACAUCUGGUGAAACAUGGCACCUGCAACCCUGGCCCAGCCGUUUUCAGCUGCUCUUGCGGAGUCAGCUUCCGACGCUUGCCCCGCUACCUCUGGCAUCAUGUGAGGAGCCAGAAGCCCGGCCUGAGGGUUUACACUCUCUCAGGUUUCCUCACUUCAGCCUGAAGUAGGACAACUGUCUUGGGGACCUGGGGUGAGAAGGAGGGAAACUGUGAACCUCUUGACUGGAUGUCUGGUUUUGGAAAGGGGAUGGGACAUGAGAAUGCGAGGCCUUCUUCUGGGGCGCAUUUAGUCAGAAAUGGUUUACUGUUUGUGAAGCAUAAGGGAUGGGGGUGUUUUGAGUUGAUUUUUCCAGUGUUAAUGAAGAUGAUGGUAAUUAAACAGUGACGAUUCUGAUCCCUUA